Hypanus sabinus (Atlantic stingray) is the source of this 4292-nucleotide messenger RNA. RefSeq names its product proprotein convertase subtilisin/kexin type 9 (gene pcsk9). The coding region runs from base 112 to 2085 and encodes 657 amino acids. Gene Ontology annotation, biological process: proteolysis. Lineage: Eukaryota; Metazoa; Chordata; Chondrichthyes; Myliobatiformes; Dasyatidae. Gene Ontology annotation, molecular function: serine-type endopeptidase activity. The record is from RefSeq and is a predicted model, not a curated record. The transcript is spliced from 12 exons.
AAACCGGCAGCAUGUACCAGAAACUACUGAGCGAGUUUACCACCAGCUUUCGCAGGGAUAAGGACUAUUUGUCCCGCAUCUAACCCGCCGCUCUCAUACGCGCUCUCCAGAAUGGGCUGCUUCUGGGCAAGGUUACUGAUUCUCUUCUGCUCUGCAUCCUUUCAGGCCGCGUCGGACUUUGCAGGGGAACAGCGGAUCGAGGACGGGGAGACUCUCCAGGGUUCUUUUGCUGAGAGGAGGAUUCAGAACAAACCCGCAGCUUUUCACCGAUCCAACACAGAUGCUUGGAGGUUGCCUGGCCAAUACAUAGUGGUGCUUAAAGAAAACACACACAAUUCCCAGGCAGAACACACCAUACGCAAGCUUCAUAACAAGGCAGCCAAGCAUGGCUAUAUGUCUGAACUUGUCCUGGUAUUCCAUGAGGUCUUCAAAGGCUUUGUCAUAAAAAUGAGCAGUGAUAUGCUGGACCUGGCUCUGAGCUUACCUCACGUUGAGUAUAUUGAAGAAGACUCUUCUGUGUUUGCUCAGACUAUCCCUUGGAAUCUAAAUCAAAUUGUUCCUUCAGGGAACACAGCAGAACAGUACACCCCACCAAAUAAUGGUGAUCUGGCAGAAGUUUACUUACUCGACACUAGUGUACAGAGCAACCAUCGAGAGAUUGAAGGGAAAGUUUUUGCAACAGAAUUUAAAAGUAUUCCAGAAGAGGAUGGCACUCGAUUUUAUCGCCAGGCUAGUAAAUGCGAUAGCCACGGAACCCACACUGUGGGUGUGGUUUGUGGGCGCGACUCUGGUGUUGCCAAAGGAGCUAAUAUCCGCACUGUGAGAAUUCUUAAUUGCCAGGGAAGGGGUACUGUAAGUGGAGCACUGGCCGGUUUGGAGUUCAUCAGAAAAACUCUGAUGGUUCAGCCUUACCAACCUGUAAUUGUGCUGCUGCCCUUCGCUGGAGGAUAUAGUCAGACUCUGAACUCAGCCUGCAGACAAUUAGCAUGGACAGGCGUAGCGUUGAUUGCAGCUGCCGGAAAUUACAAGGAUGACGCCUGUUUGUAUUCACCAGCCUCAGAACCGGAGGUCAUCACUGUAGGUGCCACAAAUCGUGACAACCAGCCGACCACAAGUGGAACCCUAGGAACUAACUUUGGUCGUUGCGUUGAUCUUUUUGCUCCUGGCGAUGACAUUGUUAGUGCUUCUAGUGACUGUGUCACGUGCUUCACCUCGAAGAGCGGAACAUCACAGGCAGCAGCUCAAGUGGCAGGCAUUUCGGCGAUCAUAAUGAACGCUGACCCUAACAUCACGGUAUCUGAACUACGCCAGAGACUUAUUCAUUAUUCCACAAAGAAAGCAAUCAAUGACAUCUGGUUUCCAGAGGAUCAGCGUUUAGUCACACCCAACAGAAUUGCAGGAUUGUCUUCGCCUGUACUAAAGGAGAAUCAGCUGUUGUGCAGGACCGUGUGGUCAAAGAGAUCAGGACUGGCACACUCAGCCAAAGCUACCGUGCACUGUGACAAGAAUGAGGAAAUGUUCAGUUGUUCAAGUUACUCAAAAAAUGGAAAGAGAAGAGGGGAACAUAUAGAGGAAGACCAAGGCAAGAAGUGUGUAGCUCACAAUGCUGUUGGGAAUAAUGGGGUUUAUGCAGUUGCCAGGUGCUGCACUUGGCCAAGAACUGAAUGCCUUGUCAACGCAAGUUCAGUGGCUGAUGAUGGCACCACACAAAUGGCAGGCUGUCCACACAAGGAGUUUAUCCUCACUGGCUGCAGCUCACAUUCCUUUUCAACAUUCAGUGAUACAACAAUGCCUCAUGAAAACAAGAAGUGUCUUGGGCAAAAGGAGACAAUCUCACAUGCUAUCUGUUGCCAAGCUCCAAGUCUUGUGUGCAAGGUGAAGGAACAACAUUCCACAGGCCAAAUGGAAAAGGUGAUGGUGUCAUGUGACGAAGGCUGGACCCUGACUGGUUGCAGUGCAUAUUCCCAUGGGUCACACACUCAUGGAGCAUAUGCUGAGGACAACACCUGUGUGGUAACUUACACAGGAAAGGGGAAAGGUGCAGCAGCCAUUGGCAUUUGCUGCCAGAAGAGGAGAGAACUGUAGUCUGAUUAAAAUGUCCUUUGGUGUGUUCCCUCAUCCCCUCUCGCAAUUUUUAUAUACUUCUCUUUUUUCCGGUAAGGCAGGCAGUCUUGCUGUGGUUUAGUCUAUGGGAAAGGGCAGCUCUCUUUUACCCAGCUUGGAAAACCUGGAUUGAUGUAAUCAGGGCAAAUACUGGUGAACAGCUUUCUCUGACAACUGAGCUCAAACCUUCCUCCUAAAAUUAGAUAUAGUUUACAGCAAGUGGAAUUAAGGAACAGGCCAAAUUCCCCAAUUCUUGUGUCUGAACAAAGCUUAGAUAAUGUCAAAUGAUUAUAGUUUAUUUGAUUUACUUUCCUUUUGGGAGAAUACUUUCUUGCUUAAAGCUUUUUCAGGCACUAUCAACCUGUAAAUAGUUUUAUGAGAGCAUGUCAGCAUUAAUAUAAUCAUUGGUAAUUGCUGAGAAUAACAAUGAUUCACUACAAAAUGAAAUACCUCCAGCAUUUACUGAUAACUACUAAAUGCAGCUAGGAUGUUAGAAAUUCAUGGCAAAGUCCGGUCACUCCAGAACAAACACGUUAAUAUCGCACAUGUCCAUCAAAGUCAGUGGGCCUUCACUUACCACAUUCCAAAAUUCACAGCCAAGUUUAUUCAAAAUAUUUUUUUGAAGCCAAUUGUUCAAGUAAACGUGCAUAAUGUUGUACCACCUUUGUUUCAAAAUGAAGGAUAAACUUUCCAUUAGACUAUUCAGGGAUACAGAAUUAAAAUAAGGAAACUGUUUCCUUAGUACAUCAUGCUUGUUUGAAGAAUUAUGCCAUUUGGAAAAACAUUAAUUUUUUUUUAAAAACAAAGACAAAAUAUUUGGUUUCAAUUAAACCUUAAUUCCAGUUUUCUUGCUCUGGUGCUUGCAGUAUGAAUUAGUUAUUGAUUCUUAAUCUGAACACCAAGGCUUAUGUUACACCAAACUAUCAGACAUCCAAUGAGAAAUAUAUGUAACUUCCUGAAACUUAAAAAGUCACGCAGCCAUAGAAGUAUUUCUCACCUUUAGUUUUGGAUGGAGAAAAGACAUGGGAUUUCAACAAUAUCUAGUUUCCUUAUUGAAUGCGUGUUCCCUGUCAGACUAUAACAUACUACAAAGAAACAUUUAUACUCAAAGAAACAGUGAAAAGACCAUUUCUAUUACUCAUUUUGUAUUUUUGAUAUCUUUAUAGAGUGAGCAGCUCAUUUGCUUCCCACAGAUAAACCAAUCCAUUGCUGUGACAUAAUUCAGAUUGGUGAAUACCUCUUACCUGUUAUUUCUACUCUUGGAUGCCCAUCACCAUAGACGAGUCUCAAGUACUUUCAACACACCUUUAAUAUUCAGUCAUCAUGUAAGUGCUUGGCACUAAGGGAAGAUACCUGGCUAUUAGUGCAGUGGAUGUACAAUCACAUCCUUUAAAACACACAGAUUGUAAUUACAGUUCUGAAAAUGAGGCUGGUGUUUAUGGAACAGAAAUAACCAAGAUUUGAACAUGCACAUGAAUUUUCCCCCAAGCACGUUGGAUGAAAGACAUAAAAGAUCACAUAUUUAUUGGAAUUGAUUCAAUGUGGACACUUGAGCUCAUCUUGAUUAUAUCAUCUGAUGUCCUCGCUUCUCAAUUAUGCUGAAAAUAGAAACAACUUGGAGGAGGUACAAGUUUACAAGCACCUUAGUGUCAGUGAAUGCCCUAAGAGGCAGAGAAAAGAUGAAAUAAAAAGCAGCCAAAAUGAAAUUCGACUAUUACAAGUUUCCUCAUGAUCAAAGUUUGUAGUCAUGGAAUCCAAUUAACCCAAUUUACAUAUGUGAAGGACUUUGCUUUCAUUGGAAUAGAACUUCAUUUUUUGGCAGGUUAGGUUUUCCAAAAUUCCGAAUAAUCAAUGCUUGUAAUUCACACUUUAGUGGAUAAUAGAAGAUUUAAAGUGGUAGCUGAACUGAAUUUUACUACCUUAUAAUAUGCUGAAUUUCUUACCUGCAUUAUAACCUCGUAGGCAUUACUAUUCACUGUAUGCGAAAGGGAUAAGACAUCCAAUAGUAAAAGAAUUGUGUAUAUACACAGAAAGUUAGCACCAAACUAUUUCAAAAUCCCACCAGAUUUUAUUGCUACCAACAUCUGUAAAUAUUUUUGAGAAUAUGAUUUUAUACUUUUUUGUACGGUUUUGUAUACAUUACACGUCGUUAAUAAAGCGAAAACUGCUUUAUAUCAGUGAAAUAGUCA